AUGCUGUUGCUGCUGCUGCUGCAGGUCUUGGCGAGCUGCCUCUGGCUGGGGCGCAGUGAGGUGGUGACAUCCUUUGAAAGUUCCUGCCCUCAGUUUUUCUUCCGGGAAACUCCCCCAAAUGAAGCCCUGGAGCCGGAGAGCCCAGCUUGGAUCUGCCAGCACUACCAGAACCAGUAUUUCUUCGCCACCCUCUAUGACAGAAAACGGCGUAUUCCUGUGUACUCCGCUUACGUCUACCAGCCUGCAUCUGGCAAAAGACCUAAAACGUGGAUGGUUGAACCCCAGCUGAUUGGUCCAACUUAUCCCAAAUCUAUGGAAAGAGAGUACACCCUCUUAAAGUAUUCCAAAGUCAGCUUAGAGGAAAUCAGCAACAGCCAGGCGAUUCUCCAAGACUACAAGAACUUGACAGGUUUGAACCGUGGCCAUUUGAACCCCAGCAGCCAUCACUCCAACACCACCAGCAGGACGGCUACCUUCACCCUCACCAACAUCGUGCCCCAGAAUGAGAAACUCAACGGCGGUGCCUGGAAUAACUACGAGCAGCAAAUGAUGAUCACGAGGACCAAGGGCUGUAACACCACCUACGUCGUCGUGGGAGCUGUGCCUGGGAACAGCUAUAUUGCCAAGGGGAGAGUUAAUAUACCCAGCCACAUCUGGUCGGGUGUGUGCUGCGAGGUGGACACCAACCACAGGAAGGCUUGGGCGGUCAUUGCCGAGAACGACAAGAACGAGGUGCAGGUCCUCACUCUGGGGGAGCUGGAGAAUGAGUUGACCCAGCUCUAUGGGAGGGACCAGGUUUCUCUGUUUGACAGCAGCUGUCCCCGAUAA
Molecule: messenger RNA, 828 nt
Organism: Mesitornis unicolor (brown roatelo)
Lineage: Eukaryota; Metazoa; Chordata; Aves; Mesitornithiformes; Mesitornithidae
Product: endonuclease domain-containing 1 protein-like
Exons: 2
Coding region: 1-828 (275 amino acids)
Molecular function (GO): hydrolase activity; nucleic acid binding; metal ion binding
Source: RefSeq, a predicted model, not a curated record